Molecule: messenger RNA, 2270 nt
Organism: Capsella rubella
Lineage: Eukaryota; Viridiplantae; Streptophyta; Magnoliopsida; Brassicales; Brassicaceae
Product: potassium channel KAT2
Exons: 11
Coding region: 26-2110 (694 amino acids)
Biological process (GO): transmembrane transport; potassium ion transport
Cellular component (GO): membrane
Molecular function (GO): voltage-gated potassium channel activity
Source: RefSeq, a predicted model, not a curated record
UUUGUUGAACCACAACACAAGAACGAUGCCAAUCACUUGCACAAGAAACUUCUUCAAACGAUUCUGUGUCGAAGAAUACAAUAUGGACACAUUCAAACAGAGCAGCUUCCUCUCUGCUGAUCUCUUACCAUCUCUUGGAGCUAGAAUAAACCAAUCAACUAAGCUCCGUAAACACAUCAUCUCUCCUUUCGAUCCACGUUUCAGGGCAUGGGAGAUGUGGCUGGUCAUUCUUGUGAUUUACUCUGCUUGGAUUUGUCCUUUUGAGUUUGCCUUCAUCACCUACAAAAAAGACGCGCUUUUCAUCAUUGACAACAUUGUCAAUGGCUUCUUUGCCAUUGACAUCAUUCUCACCUUCUUUGUUGCUUAUCUUGACAGCCACUCUUAUCUUCUAGUUGACAAACCUAAGAAAAUAGCUAUAAGGUACCUUUCUACUUGGUUCGCCUUUGAUGUCUGCUCAACAGCUCCAUUCCAGUCACUGAGUCUUCUGUUCAAUUACAAUGGAAGCGAAAUAGGAUUCAGAGUUCUUAGUAUGCUAAGGCUCUGGCGUCUCAGACGAGUCAGCUCGCUAUUUGCGAGGCUUGAGAAAGAUAUCCGCUUCAACUAUUUCUGGACACGUUGCACAAAACUCAUUUCGGUCACCCUUUUUGCAGUACAUUGUGCUGGAUGUUUCAACUACCUCAUUGCAGAUCAAUAUCCUGAUCCAACAAAAACAUGGAUUGGAGCUGUGUACCCAAAUUUCAAGGAAGCAAGCGUAUGGAGUAGAUAUGUUACUGCUCUUUACUGGUCAAUUACGACAUUAACAACAACAGGAUAUGGAGACUUACAUGCUGAGAACCCCCGGGAAAUGUUGUUUUUUGUAUUUUUCAUGCUCUUCAACCUGGGUUUCACAUCUUACCUGAUUGGUAAUAUGACCAACCUUGUGGUUCACUGGACUAGCCGCACCAGAACCUUUAGGGAUACUGUUAGAGCUGCUUCAGAGUUUGCAUCAAGAAACCAACUACCACCAAACAUACAAGACCAGAUGCUAUCACAUAUUUGCUUAAAGUUUAAAACAGAGGGACUGAAACAACAAGAAACCUUGAAUGGUUUGCCGAAAGCAAUUCGGUCCAGCAUUGCAAAUUAUCUCUUCUUCCAAAUCGUUCAGGAUGUCUACCUCUUUCAAGGAGUUUCUCGCAACUUCCUAUUUCAGUUGGUUUCAGAUAUAGAUGCCGAGUAUUUCCCACCAAGAGAAGAUGUAAUUCUACAGAACGAAGCUCCAACAGACCUUUACAUCCUAGUCUCAGGAGCAGUGGAUUUUACUGUCUACGUUGGCGAAGAAGAUCAGGUUCAAGGCAAGGCAGUUGUUGGAGAUGCCUUUGGAGAGAUUGGUGUGUUAUGUUAUACACCACAACCUUUCACAGUUAGGACAACCGAACUAUCUCAGAUACUAAGGAUAAGUAAAACAUCUCUAAUGAGUGCUAUGCGAGCUCAUAACGAAGAUGGACGUAUCAUAAUGAACAACCUCUUCAUGAAAAUUGGAGGGCAACAAUCAAUAGCAAUUGAUGAUACAAAUAACCAACCAGAUGCACUUCUCCAAGAAUGGCUUGGUGGUGGUCCAAAGACAGAAGAAGGAAAUGCCAGUGAUCAAAGACAUGGACACAAAUAUUUACAACUGCAUGAUUCAGAAAAUAUCGCUUUUCAACAUACGAGCCCAACUGAAACGACUAGAGAUCGAGAACAUAAGAUAGAGAUAGAAGAAGGGGAGAAACCAGAUAAAGAAAUUGAUGGAAAAGUUUCCUCUAACGCAGAUCUUACCUCAUUUGAAUUUCAUUCACAGGAAACAUAUCCAUAUUGCAGAUCCUACAUCCCAAUCAAACAACAUGAAGCGGCAAAACCAAAAGAUAAGAGAGUUACCAUCCACUUGAAAUCACAGGGAAAAGAUUCAUCGAAGCUGAUAAUCCUACCUGCUUCCAUAGAAGAGCUGCUGAGACUUGCAGGUGACAAAUUUGGAUAUGGAAGCUUCACAAAGGUCACCAAUGCGGAAAACGCAGAAAUAGACGAUAUAUAUGUGAUUAGAGAUGGUGAUCAUUUGUAUUUUUAUAUCAAUGAGUACCAAGUCAUAGACUCCUAGCGUGACAUUAGUAACCAAUAUUGCCAUUUUCCAUUGAGUAUGUAUGUAUUUAUAUCUGCAGGCAAUGUAAUUUUUCACCAAGAAGACUCUACAUUUUACUUAACUGGACAAUGCUAAUCACCAUCAAAACAAUUUUAAUAAAAUAAAACAUUGAUCGAAA